This is a messenger RNA of Sarcophilus harrisii (Tasmanian devil), 1212 nucleotides long. RefSeq names its product LIM homeobox 3 (gene LHX3). The transcript has 6 exons. The record is from RefSeq and is a predicted model, not a curated record. Gene Ontology annotation, cellular component: nucleus. Gene Ontology annotation, molecular function: RNA polymerase II transcription regulatory region sequence-specific DNA binding; DNA-binding transcription factor activity, RNA polymerase II-specific. The coding region runs from base 1 to 1212 and encodes 403 amino acids. NCBI's taxonomy places the organism in Eukaryota, Metazoa, Chordata, Mammalia, Dasyuromorphia, Dasyuridae. Gene Ontology annotation, biological process: neuron differentiation; regulation of transcription by RNA polymerase II.
AUGGACGCCCUUAAAGAACUGGGGUCGGGGAAAGACUCCGCCGGGACAGACAUGCUUCUCGCACUGCUAGCACAGAACGAGGACCUGCGCAAAGAGAUCCCCUUGUGCGCCGGUUGCAAUCAGCACAUCGUGGACAGGUUCAUCCUCAAGGUCCUGGACCGGCACUGGCACAGUAAGUGCCUCAAGUGCAGCGACUGUCAGACACCGCUGGCCGAGAAGUGUUUCAGCCGGGGGGAUGGCGUCUAUUGCAAGGAGGACUUCUUCAAGAGGUUCGGGACCAAAUGCGCGGCGUGUCAGCAAGGUAUCCCGCCUACGCAGGUAGUUCGCAGGGCUCAAGACUUCGUCUACCACCUACACUGUUUCUCCUGCGUUGUUUGCAAGCGGCAGCUAGCUACAGGCGACGAGUUCUAUCUUAUGGAGGACAGCCGGCUGGUCUGUAAAGCCGACUACGAGACUGCCAAGCAGCGGGAGGCCGAAUCUACAGCCAAGCGGCCUCGCACCACUAUUACGGCGAAGCAACUGGAGACGCUGAAAAAUGCCUACAACAACUCGCCCAAGCCUGCGCGCCACGUCCGAGAACAGCUUUCGUCCGAGACUGGCCUCGACAUGCGGGUGGUUCAGGUUUGGUUCCAGAACCGGCGAGCUAAAGAGAAGCGACUUAAGAAGGAUGCGGGCAGGCAGCGCUGGGGUCAGUACUUCCGCAACAUGAAACGUUCUCGGGGCAACUCCAAAUCCGACAAGGACAGCAUUCAAGAAGAGGGGCCGGACAGCGAUGCUGAGGUCUCCUUCACAGAUGAGCCAUCCAUGUCAGAGAUGAGUCACUCCAAUGGGAUUUACAGCAAUUUGAAUGAAACUUCACCAGCGAUGGGAAGGCCAGUGGGCACCAAUGGUAGUUUCCCAAUGGAGCACAGUGGCCUUCCUACUCAGGACCAGUAUCAUGACCUUCGAUCUAGUAGCCCCUAUGGCAUCCCCCAAUCUCCAGCCUCCUUGCAGACCCUCCCUGGUCAUCAACCAUUAAUCUCCAGCUUGGUUUACACUGACCCUGGCCUAGGCAUUGUGGCUCCAGGUGGACCUGGUGUGCCCCAGCCCAUGCGGGUGAUGGGAGGAAAUGGACCCAGUUCUGACCUGUCAACAGGGAGCAGUGGGGGCUACCCUGACUUCCCAGCAAGCCCUGCCUCCUGGUUGGACGAGGUUGACCAUGCCCAGUUUUGA